CCUCUUUUGCAACUCUGGAGUGUUGGCAAAGGUCUAAUUUUCGCUCGAGUACAUUAUGUUAAGUCUGUCGAGUGAGUAAUUGUUUUCUUGUCUUUUCUUAUUAAUCGCUUUUUCGUUUUGGAUUGCGAUAUUUUGUGGGAAAAGCUCUGAUAAUUGAUUUACAACAUUUAUUUUAGAAAACAAAGCAGCAGUGCUGAUGGUAUAUUUCUGUUGGAUUUGCUGCUCUCUUCUGCAAAUCAUUAAAUUAUUCAUUUUGUUAUGUCUGAUAUAUGGAUCGCAAUAAGCCAUAGACAACCUACUACCUCAGAUUUUGAAUCUAUCUAAGGGAACAAGUUCAUAUUAUGCUAUUGCAGUGAGUUCUAGUUUGUUUAGAAUAUUUUAAAUCUGAUAAUCAUGCUGCCAGAUUAUAACCAAAACAGAGGGUGGCCUGAGUGACAGGUUUGCAAGAUUGCUUUGCUCUCUCUCCGUAGCGAUGGGUGCAAAGUAUGCUACUUGACAUUAGGUUACGAAUUUGUACUAUAUGUUAUGCGUUCCUUUGUCUAUACUCGUCGUUUCAAUCUUCGUCUACCACUCAAAUCAUUUUAGUUAUUCUCCUUAAAUUAGAACCUUGUAGUGCUCAUGGCUUCAUCAUUCAACCAUUAUCUUUCUAAAUCGAGCACUCAUCUUAAGAUUUCACCUAUUAUCUGUGAUUAUCUUCGUGAAUAUUUGAUAUUCUGGUAAUAAAUAUGUUUAAUGUACAUUUGUGGUAAAGUUAACUAUUUUCUGAUACUGGAUCCUUAAAUAAUAUCAAUAAGCUUAGACUCACCUUGUCAGUAGGAGUAUUAUAAUGUCAAAGUUCUACUCAGAACUAGAGAGCAUUAUUGGUUUUUUGUUUGUUGAUCUAUAUCCGUUUCUCUUUCUACUACUUUAAGACACUUGGUAUUACUUUUCUAUCUAGAAGUCCUUGCUUAUCUCUUUACUUAAGAUCAACAUCAAGAUUUUUGGGAAAAAUUAUGAACGAUUAUGUUUACAGUUUUUUUAAGACAUAAAUAAUGUUACUACAGAAUAGUGCAGCUCCCAUUUAAAGCUCUUCCAUUUCACAAUCUAAACAUUAAUAGUUAAGUACAUGUAAGUGUAUUAUUGUAAUCUGCUACUAGUUUAAAGUGUUAAUCCAUGUGCGGGCCUGAGAUUGCAGUCUUUACCAUCACAAGAAACUAGUAGCAUUUGCCUAUGCUAUUCUUAAUGUUUGACCAAUGUUACAUUGUUCCAAACCCUCCUUAUAUGGUGUGGCUUUCAUGCUUGAAAUUUGGUGGUACACCAAUUAGGAGAGAAAAUGUCAGCAGCAACAAGUCUGACCUUGCAUAUCUUGUUUGACAUUAACGAUUACAUGCAAAACUUUUAUUAGGUUGGGAAAGGGAAAACUACUGGUCUGGAGAAGACUCAGGUUUUACAUGAAUUGCAUCUCUCUUCCUAGAUCUUGUUGGAACUUCUCAAUGACUUUGGACUCAGUUAGUAACUGAGGGCGAUAUGUUAAUGUUGCUUAAACAAAAGGGAAACUUAUAUUUUUUAUAAUAAGUGGAAGAUGCAAGGGAUUCUAAGUUGUUCUUAAAGUGGCUAGUCUAAUGAUGUUUGGAGGUGGUUUUCUAAAUGUCAGUCAUUUCCGUAACUAAGUUCCUGAUGAGUUCAUUUAUGAAUGUUUCUUGUUGUGCUUGUCAUCAGGCAGUUGACAAGUUACAGGACAAAAAUUAGUCAUCCUCUUGAAAAUAUGAAAAUGUGAGGCAACUUAAUCUUCCAGCAGUUGAACUGUAAUUGAUUCCAUAUCAUCCUUCUGUGUGGAGAAAACCCAUUUGGUCGACAUAUUCUUUCUGUUUUUAAUCCAAAAAAAGGGAUACUGCCACUUCUCAGAAAGCUCGAAUGACGUUGGAGAUUAUGAUCAAGGAAAAGGAAGACUCUAGCACCUCUAAACAGUGACAACUAUCAAGUUGGAGAAUAUACAUGUCAUGAUAGAAAGCUUUUGGAAUUUGUUGGAAAAAAGGAUCUGUUGGAACAAAUUGCAAGCAUAUCACUCAAUUUAUCAUCUUAAAACAUACGAAGAACUAGUACUCCUAUUUGUACUUGACAAAAUAUUGAACAUUUCAUUGGAGUUUGGGCAUGCUUCAUUGCAAGUUUAGGGGCUUCAAGAGGUAAUCAUUUAUAAAUUGGGAAAGUAUCAACAACCCCAAAAGCUUUAUAGUAAUAAUGGAUCCAAUCAAAAGAAGCACAUGGGAAGGAACCUAUGCAAAAGCACAGUAACUGCAGGAGCUUAGCUUAUGGAAACCCAUUCAGGCUGAUCACAUGGUGCUGGUUUGUAUUGCCUGAGCUGCUGAACUAUUGUGUGGUUUACGAUGAUUUUUGGUGGAACUAGUCAACAUUCCAAUUUUUGUAUAUGAUUAAGCCUGUCAACAACUGAUUCUGAACAAAUCCAAUGGACAUUGGAAUUCAGAUGUGAAACAAUAAAGUGUCUGCAAAAUGGAAGCUCAGACCACAUUGUAUCAAUGGGAAGAACUUUUAGAUCAUUGUUGAUAAUAUGCACUUGUUGAAGAAUAGUUCAGUGAUUUUGUUGAGAUCAAAUUUUCAUUUCAGCAAAUAUUUGAAGCGGUACUUCCAAAGGACCACAAUCUUUUGGUGAAAGAAUUGUAGGGAAUUUUACAAAGAGUUAGACCAAACCUUGGUGGAGACAGACAAAAAAUGGUUAAGAGCUUCGUUCUGCAAUUAAAAAAAAAAAGCUAUGUUCUUUGGAUAUAUCAUCCAGAGAUUCCAGACUAUAGUUACCUUUUUAUUUUGGCCUCUGUGUUGUUGCUUUUGGAGAGUGAUAUCUUAUAUCUCCAAUACCAUGGAUAAUCUUUUGACUUCACAGUGAUUUAACGCAAUAUGCCAAAGCGAAUAUCUUAAAUUUCUCAUCUUGUAGAUUACUGGUAGACAAGGUGUUAUUUAGUUGUUUUGCACUGCAUUAUGUCAUCGAGAUAUGUGAAACAGAAGGCAUCAACCAAAUAAGCAUGCUGUUGAAAUUUUCCAAAGAUUAUUCUGAAAUAGGAGGCUGCGAGGAGGAAAUAUUUUUUGACUCAAAAGAAAGUUUGGAUUCUGAAUGUGAGGAUGAUUUCUUUAGUGUCAUUGGAGACUUGACACCGUCACGAGUAAGUACCCCUGACCAUCAAACAAAUGUAAGGUUGAUCUCUGGAUUGGAUAAUACCAUCUUUGUGGACAAGUAUCCAGACUCUAAAUCCGAACCCUCUCCCGCUGGUAGAAAGAAAUUAGGUGACAUUCUACAUGAAACAAUUCAAGGUGAACGAGCAGUUGAUGCAACAAAUGCUGCCGAAGAGGAAGUGGGAAUCAAUGGAAAACCCGAUGUACUCAAAACCGACACAGACCAAGCUCCAGGAUCAUUAAAUGGCACUCCAUACUGCUCUGGAGCCACUUCUGUCUGUGCAAGUGAAAUGACACCAAGUCAGGAUCGCAAGAACAGGAAAGGCAAAAUAUGGAAGGCUGGUCAUUGUUGCUUGCCAAGCUUGCAGAGUUUUGGCUUUGAUGAGAAAAGGCAGAAGCUGAAUCCUGGAGCCUACAAUUCCUGAUACUGCUGUUGCUUUUAGUAAAUUGUCUUCUGAAUGGGUUAUCUAGGCUCCUUAUAGUACUUCCAUUGUAUGCUCAUAUGUACGAGUGUCAUGAUCUUAGCCUCGACAUAGACCUUUAAGAGUUAGUUAAAGAGACAAUUUUUGGCAGAUAACUGCGAGUUGGAAAUCUGUAAACAAAAGCUUGUUACAUUUUCUACUGCCAUGUAAAAUUUCCAUGCACUCAUAAACAUGGAAAAGAAGAAACAAGCAGUUAACUUUUCUUUGGAAA
Musa acuminata subsp. malaccensis (wild Malaysian banana) is the source of this 3855-nucleotide messenger RNA. RefSeq lists its product as uncharacterized. NCBI's taxonomy places the organism in Eukaryota, Viridiplantae, Streptophyta, Magnoliopsida, Zingiberales, Musaceae. The record is from RefSeq and is a predicted model, not a curated record.